AUGCCCAGAAAUGGCACCAAGAAACCUUGGUCACAAAGAUACAAAUCUCUUAAGGGGGUUGACCCCAAGUUCCUGAGGAACCUGCGCUUUGCCAAGAAGCACAACAAGAAAGGCCUGAAGAAGAUGCAGGCCGACAAUGCAAAGGCAGCGAGUGCACGCGCAGAGGCCGUCAAGGCCCUUGUGAAGCCUCAGGUCAUCAAGCCCAAGAUGCCAAAGGGUCCCAGCCGCAAACUCAGCCGCCUGCCUUUCAUUGCUCACCCCAAGCUCGGGAAGCGGAUCCGAAGCUACAAGGCCAAGGGUCGUAGGCUCUGCCAACCAAAGCCCAAGGUUCAGACCGAGGCAGAGGCCGCAGUUCUAGCCAAGGCCCAGGUUCAGCUCCAGCUCAGGCUCCCAAAGGUGCCCAGGCCCCUGUGA
Molecule: messenger RNA, 414 nt
Organism: Arvicanthis niloticus (Nile rat)
Lineage: Eukaryota; Metazoa; Chordata; Mammalia; Rodentia; Muridae
Source: RefSeq, a predicted model, not a curated record